This is a messenger RNA of Physella acuta, 1574 nucleotides long. RefSeq names its product peroxisomal 2,4-dienoyl-CoA reductase [(3E)-enoyl-CoA-producing]. Lineage: Eukaryota; Metazoa; Mollusca; Gastropoda; Physidae. Gene Ontology annotation, cellular component: peroxisome. Gene Ontology annotation, biological process: fatty acid catabolic process. The record is from RefSeq and is a predicted model, not a curated record. Gene Ontology annotation, molecular function: 2,4-dienoyl-CoA reductase (NADPH) activity.
AAAAGCUAAAAGCGCCUUACUCUAUUAGCCGCUUGAAACGAAUGUAGUUCAAAGUUCGGAUGGUUUCAAAUGAAAACAAAAACAAACGACAUUAGAUUUUCUAAUUACUACCGUAAAUCACACUGAAUAAAAUAGUAAUACAAUGUCUGUUAUCAAGAACAAGUAUAACAACUCCCCGACUAUUGAAAAAUGCAUAAAAGACUAUCAGUAUUCAUUUAGAAAAGAUUUAUUGAGAAAUAAAAUUGCAUUUAUUACUGGAGGUGGGUCUGGUAUAUGUUUUACCAUUGCAGAAAUUUUUAUGAGACAUGGUUGCCACACAGCUAUCGCUGGAAGAAAUCUGGAACGCCUUCAGACCUCAGCAAAAACACUCACUGAAACAACUGGGAGCAGAUGUCUAGCUGUACAGAUGGAUGUCCGGAAACCUACUGAGGUAAUUGAAGGAAUAGAAUCAUGUCUUAAGGAAUAUGGAAGAAUUGAUAUUUUAAUCAACGGAGCGGCAGGGAACUUUUUGUGUCCAUUGGAAACCAUGUCUUUUAAUGCGUUUAAGACGGUGAUAGAAAUUGAUACUCUCGGAACAUACAAUGUCAGCAAAGUUGCUUAUGACAAGUUUUUAAAGUCCAAUGGAGGUGUCAUUAUUAAUAUCACUGCAACACUGCACUAUCGUGGGACUCCUCUGCAGGCACAUGCAGGGGCUGCUAAGGCUGCCAUUGAAGCCCUAACAAAACAUCAAGCAAUUGAGUGGGGGCCCAAUGGGGUCAGGGUUGUUUGUGUAGCUCCAGGUCCCAUUGAGGAUACAGAAGGAAUGAAGAAGUUAAGUAUGGGCUUAUCCACUGCAGAUAUUGAAAGUAGAAUACCAAUAGGCCACAUUGGCACCAAGCAAGAAAUUGGCGAGAUAUGUCUAUUUCUGGCCACAGAUAUGGCCAGGCUAAUCACUUCUUCAGUCGUGGUUGCUGAUGGAGGUUCUUGGCUGACUGAUGUCAAUGUGAAAAAGCGCUUAGAGAUAUUCAAAGCUUUUACAGCUAAAAUGUGAUUAUCUCUUUAUUUACAGAACUUAUUAAACAGAAUUUCUAAAAAAUUUGCCCUGAAAUCGCCUGAUUAUCCUUUAUAAUAAUUAGCUAAUUUCGUCAGUUACGUAAGGGAGUAACUCAAAAAUAUUUUCAAUUGAUCUUAUUUAAAAACACCAUAGUCUCUUUAAUAAAAAUAAGUCUUAAAAUUUUAUUUUAUUUUACUUUUUUUAUUUGUUUGUUACAUUUUAAAAACAAAUAGAUAAUUUAUUUACUAAGCAGUGCUUUUAAAAUUCUAUACUAUAUGUGUUGUAAAUGGCAGUAGUAUGUUAUAAAGCAUUCGUUUGGAUUGUUCCGUACAACCCAAAACAACCGAAGAUCUAAAAAAACAUACAUUAACACAUACGGCAGGCUUUUCGGCUAGUUUUCUUAUAAUCAAAUGCAUGGAGCUGUUAGACCAUAAAAAUAUGUGAAAAUCAAACAAGUUUUAUACGAAUUAUAAACUGUAUUGUUCACUGUAAACCAUUUUUUGUUAUGUUAUGGGAAUUGAUUAAAGUAUGUUGCCAUGCA